Messenger RNA from Bicyclus anynana (squinting bush brown), 12695 nucleotides. It is a transcript of the gene INPP5E, whose product is annotated as inositol polyphosphate 5-phosphatase E. Gene Ontology annotation, biological process: phosphatidylinositol dephosphorylation. The transcript is spliced from 10 exons. NCBI's taxonomy places the organism in Eukaryota, Metazoa, Arthropoda, Insecta, Lepidoptera, Nymphalidae. The coding region runs from base 139 to 2073 and encodes 644 amino acids. The record is from RefSeq and is a predicted model, not a curated record. Gene Ontology annotation, molecular function: phosphatase activity.
GGCACUGGCACUUGGCACUUUGGCAGUUCAAAAAAUGACAAAAUGACAAAGACGUAUUAUUGUAGGUUAUGUUGUCUAUAUUUAGUAAAAAUGUAAUUAGUAACUUAAAUUAUUCCAUUAAGUGGUUUUAAACCAAACAUGACAACGUCGCCCACCAGAACCAAACAAAAAUUAUCCCUACGAAAACGUUUGUUCGUGAAGAAGUCCCCCAAAGUCGGUUGCUAUGUCGAUACGGAUUCCAACGAAGAGUUUAGCCAGUCGCACUCCCGCCCUAUGUCCCCAGCUGAUCCUUUUAUAGCACAAAGUGCACAUUACUCUGAGGCGAGCGCGGAUAGUCACCAUCGUCAAAAUUCAAAUAGCGAACACGCCAGCGACGGUUCCAACCAUAGUAACAGUAGACACUGCGUCGACGACGAAACCAAUCCAAAGUGCUGUAAAACCUUCUUCAGGAGAUCUCGGCCGAAGAGUUUGGUAGAACCACAAUCUUCCAAAGAAGAUUCAGUAUCAAGACCGAGCAGUCCAGUAAACUCAAGUAACAAUAGUUUAAGCGAUCACAUAGUAUCACAAACUAAGAGUGAUGAAAUACCUAAAGUAACUGUAAAUUAUCCUAAAAGUGAUGAUUCAAAGAAGUAUUUUGAACACUCUGGGUCAUUUGAAGGUAUUAAACCAAAGAGUAAGUUAUUUGUUAAGAGGCUCUCAGCUGAUCACUUGAUAACUAAUGACACUAAGCCACUCUACCGCUCAUCAUCUCCAGAGAGUGAUAGAAGCAGUUCCUUAGAUCGUAAAAGGAGGAGCAAGUCAACGAUCACACGGUCAGUUUCACGCGCAGGGAGCACUGACAGCUUGGUACGCAAUUCCCUGCUUGCUGCACAGGUCCUGAGGCUUAUACCCACACAGGAGGCAAAACAGAGGAACUAUUUAUAUGGAAGAUUGGCAUCACACUCCUUGCUAGGUGCAGCUGAGUUGGAACAUGUGUUUCCAGAUAGAGAAGUCAAAAUAUUUGUUGGUACAUGGAAUAUGAAUGGCCAAGCUCCACCAAGAGAGCUGGCUGAUUUUAUUUUCCCCAAUCAAGUGGAGCACGUGCCGGAUAUUUUCGCCAUCGGCACACAAGAGUCGUAUUCUGAGAGGACAGAGUGGGAAAUUACUAUACAGGAGGUGUUGGGACCAUCACAUUUACUUCUGCAUUCUUAUUAUUUAGGUACAAUUCACUUGACAGUGUUCAUAAGGAGGGACCUUAUAUGGUUCUGCUCGUUACCAGAAGAUGCCAGUCUGUCUGUCCGUCCGGGUACCGCCUUCCGCACCAAAGGGGCUGUCGCGAUAUCCUUCGCGCUGUUCGGCUCCACGUUUUUGUUCGUAACUGCACAUUUAACUGCACAUCAGGAGAAAGUUAAGGAGAGACUAUCGGAUAUCAAAAGGAUAAUACGGUCGAUUGAUUUGCCGAAAAAUUUGCCGUGCAGACAUAGAAGCAAAGAUGUAACAAGCAAUUUCGACUACGUGUUCUGGUGUGGCGACUUAAACUUCAGAUUGGGUGAACCAAGAGCAGCAGUACUGAGAUGGAUUGAACAAACAAAAUUCCCUCUGCCUCCACAUUUGCCUCACGGGCUCUUGCACGCGGACCAAUUGACGGUGGUGUUAGAAGACGGUGCCGCCUUCAGGGAUUUCCAAGAGGCGCCUAUUACUUUUCCACCUACGUACAAGUAUGACCCAGGAAGUCAGCAGUUCGACACGUCCAGUAAACAGAGGGCGCCGGCGUAUACUGACCGCAUACUGUACAAGGCGAGAAGUAUGGGCGUCACCUCGACAUCGACUUUUGCAGGUUUAAGGCGCAUAAGUACUCUGCCCACUCCGCCGGCCGGCCUGAAGUGCGUCGCGUACAACUCCGUACAGUCCGUGGUGACGAGCGACCACAAGCCGGUGUGGGCUCUGUUCUCAGCCGCACUGCGACCCGGAACCGAUAUAGUCCCGCUAGCGGCCGGUCUGUUCAAUAGAGAAGUUUACUUGGAAGGGAUCAAACGUCGACGCGCGCUGCUGGACCACGCUCCCGGCACUUCUGCUGUAUGUACCCUCCAGUAAUUAUUAUAUUUAUUUAUACAACUUAAUUAUAUAUACGUUAUAUUAACUUUUCAAAGAAGCUUUUUUUUCGAUUUAUUUUAUUAAAGGUAAAACAGACAUAAUAAAUGUUUCAAAAAAUUAUUUUUUUAGCUAGCUGGUAUCUGAAUAGAUAACCAUUAAAUGUCAAUAGGCUAAUUUAAGUUCCGCGUUAAGAGAUAAUGAGAUAAUUUUUUUUACUACAUAUCGUUCUCUAUUUCGUUUAGAUGGGACUAAAGAGAGACCGAUAUGUAGCAAGAGAGAUUUUUGUGCUGUAUAUUUCGUUGCGAUGGAACUAAAGACAUUGAUGUUUCUGCUAUCUAUUUUGUUUGCUAUGGAACGAAAGAGAGAGCGAUAUUUCUGCUAUCUAUUACGUUGCGACAGGGCGAAAGAAAAAAGCGAUAUUUCUGCUAUAGUAUGCGCAUUAUCAUCUGAGUCGUCCGGUCAUAAAAGUCAAAAAAGAUAGGAAUGUGCAGCGCGCCUACCUGCGCACCCUAAUUAUCGAUAAACGGCUACCUGCGCACGUGCUAAUGAUGAGUCAAUAAUGAUUUGGACGAUUCUGAUUGGUCGGUUUCUAAUGUAAUUGCAUUGCGUAUUUUUUUUGCUAUAAAUGUGUUUACUGCAAUUAAAUAAAUACAUUCAUGUGUUACUCGUUGCGCACUAUGGAUACUAAUAUAUAAUAAAUUUGGCAGAAGACGAAGAUUCUGAUGAUGAAGACUCAGAUGAAGAUUAAUUUUAUUUAGUUAAUAAUUAUAUAAUAUGAAAUAUGUAUUAUAUUAAAUCAAAUAUUGUUAAUUUUUUUAAUUUUGUGAACAAGAUACGAUAAUAAACUUUACUUAUCGAUAAUAUGUCUUUCAUUGUUACACCCUUCACUAGACGGCUCCAUAAGACCCAUAAGUGCAAGCGAGAUAGAUAUAGAGAAAUGAUUUAUGGCCCUAAGACUCAGUUGUUAAUGCUAUUAGUAUAUCUAUCUCGUUGCAAUGAGCAAAGGGGAUAGCAAUAUUUUUGCUGUCUAUUACUUUGCUAUGGGGCGAAAGAGAAAGUAAUAUUUCUGCUAUCUAAUACGUUGCGACGGGGCGAAAGAGAAAGCGAUAUUUCUGCUAUCUAUCUCGUUGCGAUAAAACAAAAAAGAUAGCAAUAUUGCUGCUAUCUAUCUCGUUGGGAAGAGACAAAAGAGAUAGCAUUAUUUCUGCUAUCUAUCUCGUUGCGUUUUUCCAAAAAAUUGAGCUAUGUAGUUAAAAUUAUUUCUUAAUCUCUUGACGCUUUUUCUUAUGCCUACAAAUGGUUAGUUUCUCGUUCGUAGUAUAAAAUAGCUUCCAUAUAGUUUUUAGAACUUUUAGUUGCAUUUAGUGAAUGUAUUGUUUACUGAAACUGAAAAUAUGACUGUGUCAAUAUAUGUAAUUAAUAGAUGUCUGUUUUAGCUACCUUAUUUAUUAGCAAAAAAAUCAACUAGUGUUGUCAGGAAAUUCAUUCCCGAAGAUAUUAUAUAAUUUUUUACCAUGAAUUAUGUAUUUUACAUACCAAAGAAACUUAUAUUAUAUUUUGUUAGAGUUAUUUAAGUUUGAAAAUUAAUUGAUUUAUUUUAUUAUUUAUUUUUACAAAUGUAUUACUAUUACAACAAUUACAUUAUGAAUGUACACAUAAAAAAAAAGCUAAUGUAAGGCAUUGUGAAAAAUACCCGUCCUGUUCUAAAGAAAUCAUUAUGAAAUGAACGUCAAUAUUUAGGUUUCGCUACUUUAGUGAGCUUUAUUAAGUUAUUAUGUUUUAUAUUACUGUAUUAUUAAGGUAAGUGCACACGAUGACAGAUCGUAUAACAGCACAGUGUAUUUCAUAUGUCAUCCAUUGCAUUAUUUCUACUUAACCCUUUGUACGUAAUGUCUUAAAAUUCCAUUAAAAUGAUUGCAGGACAGAUUGUCAUCGUGUGGCAAACAAUUAGGCCCCUUGACUUUUUGUCACCAACGCAAAUGCUUUAUGCUUAAGCCGCAUACAAGUCGAAUAGAACAGAUUCAAAGUAGUUCAAAUAACUUUUUUGAAUCUGUAAAAAACAUUUAAAAAAAAAUGUGGUAGCCGUUUAACAAAAGCAAUAGGCCCAUCGUGGAUGAACAUGAUUUGUCAUCGUAGGUGACAAAAAGUCAAAAUGUGAUGUCACAUUGACAUAAAAUAAUACAAAGACGUAACACUUAAUAUUCAUAAAAAAUAAUGUGUUAGGCUGUUUACUUACUUGAAUUGAUGUACUUACUGAAUUUUUUAUGUCAACCAAAAGUUAAAGUAGGAUGUGAUGUACGUCUGACAAAAGACAAAUCUAGUCAUACCCCAAGAGUGUUAAAACAAACAGUAUUCAAGUUAGUUGUUCAUAGUUAUUUAUUCCUAAAACUAUCAUUAGAUUUAAGUUAUCAGUUAUUACUCUAUAUAUCUACACAUAUAAAUGUGUAUUUGCAUAUAUGUAAUAGUAAAUUCUUUUCUCGACUAUUUUAUCUAAUAUAACAAUUAGGAAAUGAUUUAGGUUAAAUAUUGGGACCAAUGUCUGAUCCAACAUUGGCUAUCCACUUAACAUUUAGGAUUACCAAGUAUCGAAGUUUUGUGCCAACGUUGGUUACGCGCUUACCUAUAGCUUGUACUUUUGAUAUUCCAUUAAUACUUACGCACAAACUCCUGUAUAGUUUCAUGUUUAAUUAUAUCGACAAUAUAUUUUAAUACUUAGUGAAUAUAAUUGGUUUUUAAGUCAGCAUUAGGGUUUAUUCACACACAUCAGACAUAUCGUCAUUCAAUGACAUAAAAUAUUGUUCAAUGUAUGACGUGCGGGGAUAAAUUAAAUUAGUUAUUAAUUUAGCAAAAAUUGAUGUUUAUUCACGCAUAUCGGUCAUGUCGUGAUUCAGUAACAUAAAAAAUAUGUUAAAUGUCUGACGUGCGGAAAUAAAUGUAAUUGGUUUUUAAUUUAGCCAAAAUUAAGGUUUAUUUUCUCGCAUCAAUCACGUAUCAAGUCAAUAACUUAGAAAACAUAAUUAUUUUUAUGUCUGACGUGCGUGAAUAAACGUUAACACUAGAAAAAAAUGCAUUUUGUAUUGAAUUAGAACUAGGUGUUAAUAUGUUUUCGUGAUUUCAUGUUUUCGAUAACCAUUUUUCGUUUAUUUGUUACCUUUAAAAUAACUAAGUCAUUUUAGGUUGUAUUAAUUGUUAUCAUUGCAAGAAUAUUGCGAGCUUAGUUAACUGUAAGUUAAUAGGGAAUAUUUAUGUUAUAUUCAAGUUGUAUAACAAUUUUUUUUUUGGAAAAAACACGUCCACAUUGAAAUAACAAAAUAUAAGUUUGUUGUGAUUUACAUACUGUAAUAUAGUCAUACUUUAAUAUAUGUUUUAUUAAAUUGCGAGUAACAUAUUUAAUUAAGUAUAUAACAUCAAAUAUUGCAAAAUAGUGUGGACUUACCUUUAGGGCGUUUAAAGUUGUUUUUGUGACUUUUGUAAGGUGUCAUGCAAAGUUGUAUGGAAAGAUCAGGAAUUUGGUAGCAACUGCUACAAAUGUAUUAUAUUUUGUUUUCUGUUUUGAGAUUUGUGUCAUUAAAUAAUACAAUUAUUGUUACUUUAUUUAAUGACAAAUUAUGUAUAUUAAUAUAUAGCUUUUGUGUUUUUGUUAUUAACAAAAUGGAACAAAGAAAAGACAUAUAAUUGCUUUUAUAAGUAUUUCUUUAUCUAUAAGAUAAUUAACAAAAGGAAUUAAUAAAGUGGUAGCUUUUGAGCUUUGAACAAUUUUUAUCGAUUUUAAAUUGAUUAAAAUUUCUCUGAAUAAGAGCAUAUUAAAUUAAUGACUUGUAAUUAAUAUUAUCAGUACUAUACUGUAAGUUUAGAUUUGUUAUUGGUAUAUAAACAUUUAGAUUAUCAAUUGUGUCUGCCUGAGAUUACAAAAUAACUGUGUUUUAUCAAAAGCUAAUAGUAAUUUAAACAACACUAAAACACAAAUAAACCUUUUUUAAUUUUAUCUGCCUGUCUGUUUGUCCAGGCUAAUCUCUAAAACGACUGAACUUAUUUGAAUGAAACACUCACUGGAAGAUAGAAGAGUACCGAAACCAACCAUAAACCAACUUAAACCUUUUUUAAAAAGUUAUCAUUUUUUAAUGAUUCUUUCUUUUUUUAACUCACACUUAACUUAACACGUCCGCUGCGGUACUGAUUUUUCUGUACUUUCCUCUGGUGCGGUACGAGGUUUUUUGACCUCAUACUUAAACUUCGUGGUGCGGUACGAGGUCCAUCGACCUCGUAACCCUUGAAGUCGCUAUACAUACGAGGUCAAUUGACCUCGUACCGCAGCGAACGUGUUAAUAGACUAAUUUAAGAAAAUGAGAUAUUUUAUUUAUUACUAGCGGACGCCCGCGACUUCGUCCGCCCUUAGACCUCUUUAAUCAGCCCUUACAUGGAGUAACUUCUCCCGUUUUCCCAAAUUUUCCCUUCACUGCUCUGCUCCUAUUGAUCGUAGCGUCAUGAAAGUAUACCAUUUUAAUAUCAAUAAUUGCACCAAGUUUCGUUAAAAUCCAUCGAGUAUUUUUUGUUAUUACGAACAUACAGACAGACAAAAAUUUUAUUGAUUGCAUUUUUGGCAUCAGUAAGUAUCAAUCACUAAUCGCCCCCUGAUAGUUAUUUUUGAAAUAUAUUUCAUGUACAGAAUUGACCUCUCUACAGAUUUAUUAUAAGUAUAGAUAUUAAAUAUGAUAUUUGAUUACCCGUACAAGAUUGUAGUUGGACUUCACAAGGCUAAGCGAGAAGUGAUUGCGUAGACCAUUUGUUCUUUUUUCAAGAUUUCUAGAAUAACGUAGUUGUAAAGUUGUAUUUCUAAAACUGCCUUACUACGGUAAACCGUCUUAUGAAAUGUUAACAUUUCAAUUCUAGGUGCUGUGAUCGAUGUUUGAACCUAGUCAAUCCUUAAAUAAAUAUGUAGUAGGCAGUAGUAGUCACUUAUGACGUCAUAGAAAGCUGAAUGUAGGCUGUGGCGUGAAUAUUUCAAUCAGGGUAAGCAUGUAGAUAAAUAUCGGAUUUUCUUUUUGCUUGAAAAUUGUUUUGAGGGUAGAUAGUGUUUUCAGCAUAAAUAAAGCGCACGCCACACUAUUUAAAGUGGUAUUCAUAGACGUUGUAGGGGCACCCUCGGGGAAUCAUUCAGCCCCUGUGUAUCGAACUUAACCUCUAUUUGUUUGAGAAUUUGACACUGAUUUGGUGAAUCAUCCCCUGGGGGUGCCACUACAACGUCUAUGAAUUCCACUGUUAAUGUUUUAAAACCUAUAGGUAUGUAGUUUUAAACCACCUCAAUUAAUCGCGAGAUGUAACCAAUUUCAGAAAAAUUUAAUUUUUCAGUUCGGGGAUCCUUUAUAUGAAAUUUAUAAAAGAAUCACCAAAAUGACACAUUGGGAGAAAUAUACCUCUAUUUGUAUAUGUAAUCGUCUAGUCACGAAUGAUGUCAAUCAUUGAAAAUUUUCGUUUAUAAUCCUAAAUAUAUUUUUACUAGACACCAACACUUUUCGGCAUAAAAAAACGUUAAGAUAUUUGUUUAGAAAACAGCGAAUUUAUCGCAUCAUAUUAAAACGAAACAUUCUUGUUUUUAAAGUCAGUUGAACAAUGUGGUAAAGUGCCCAUUUUUGCAUUGGAUCAGUUAAUAAAUUGAGUUCAGUAAAAAAUUCAGUAUAUAUCCAUUUUCUUUACAGAUAAAUAUAAAAUGUAGAUCUAAACGCACAUUCUAGUCAAGACAUAAAUUACUAAAGACUCGGGUCGGAUAUAAUAAAUUUAAGGCUAAACUAAAAUAUUUACAUUUUAUAACAGACUAUAAUAAAUCAAUAGACUAAAAUAUCUGUAACAAAUCAGCCAAAUCAGUUUUGACUAAGUAUUAUGCGCUACAAAAAAAUAGGCUAUUAUGCUACAAAAUAAAAAAAUGUCAAUAAGUAGGUAUAUUAUGUAGGUAUACGUACGUUAUUUUUUCAAAAGUGCUUCAAUGGCUAUUUAUAUUAUCUAUAAAAAAAAGCUAAUUUUUAUAAAAGUUGGUUUUGAAAAGGUUUUGAAAAUUAUAUAGACCGUAUAUUAUUCUUUAGAUUGCAAUUCUGCAUAUUUUUUUUUGUUGCUGCGAAAGCACUUUUGGUAUAAUUCCUUUGCUUGUUUUUCAAAGUACCGACGCCGACGUAGUAAAACCAGAUUGUCUUCCAUAGAUAAUAUAUCAGUAUCCUUAAGGUGUGUUUUGCUAUAAAUGUAUUAACAUUUAAUGUAUAAAUGUAUUAACACUUUUCCUUCACAUAUCCGAAAUAUGUCUGCACUAAAAUACAGAACUUAACCUUUUUAGUACUAUGUUGCCACCAUAGUUUUUAAUCUAUAGUCCCUAGUAGCUUUUUUAAUUACCUCAUACUUAGAAAAAAUCAAGCUACCGUCAUCAACUUCAAAAAUCAUUGUUUUCGAAUGUCUAUUUAUUUUUAUAUCUACGCUCUAGACUGCAGACCGAGAAACAAAUAGACGGAUUUGCUAUUUUUAAAUGCAUGCGCACUCGCAGCACUUAAUUAUAUGUAAAACAUAUUACCUAAACAGUUUUCUUAUAUGAUCAUAGUUUUGAGGCUAUUAUUGAAAUUAUUGGUACAUGCUAAGUAACUUUAUUUGAUAAAACCAUCGAUCUCCUAUUAAAAAGUGGAUGCACAAUCAGCGACCAAAAAACGUCCCCACUCAAUGGUGCCAAAUACAACUUCUUGGCACUCAAUUCAAGUAGCCGCAUUUGCAAAUUCAACUUUAAACUCAAUCCUUAAUGUUGAAUUUGUUCUGAAUUUGUGAUUUUAUUGAAUACUAGCGGACUCGCUCAAGCUUCGCUUUGACUUAUUAAUUUAUUUAUUUGCACUUCUUCCCUAUCCCUACCUUACACUACCAUACUCCUACCCUUACCCCUACCCUACCCCUACCCUACCUCUACUCUACCCCUACCCUACCCUACCCUACAACUACCCUACCACUACCCUACCCCUACCCUAUCCCUAUACCAUAAACCUACCCUACCACUACCCUACCCUACCCCUACCCUACCCCUACCCUACCGCUACCCUACCCCUACCCUAUCCCUAUACCAUACCCCUACCCUACCACUACCCUAUCCUAGGAUUUAGGGGUUUGAAAAAUAGAUGUUGGCCGAUUCUCAGACCUACUGAAUAUGCACAAAAAAUUUCAUCAAAAUCGGUCGAGCCGUUUCGGAGGAGUUCAAGUUCGAACACCGCGACACGAGAAUUUUAUAUAUUAGAUUGGACUAUAUUUUAAGGCCUUUAGGUAUAAUUUUCUUUAAUAAUAAUUCUAAAACUGUCAAAGCAAAAUUGGCCAGUUUUUAAGUGAAAUUUUCUACAUGAUUGUGCGUCAAUGGAUAAAACAUUAUUUUCAAAAAGCAAAUGUGUUAUCGACCUUACAAGGGAUCUUAGACAAUAUUUACUUAGGGAAUGUUAAUACACUUAUAGCAGAAUAGGAACUGUCUAUUACGAGUGAGUAUAUAUUGUAAGUAAAGUCGAAACCUGUAAUACUGUAAUACUAUUGCAUUCACAUUAUUCCAGUAGCUGGUUUUUUUGGUUACUUAGUUCAAUCCGAUCUAAGGAUUUUAGUGUUAUAUAUUUUUAAGAUGUAGGCUGUAUACAAUCACUUCAAUCCAAAGAUAUUAUACUAUUAGAUAUGUACUUGUACCGACUCGUAAAUCUAUGGUUACUAUAGUGUUUUUCAGGUAGCAUGGCUACGGUGACAGUUCGUUGCACUCUUGAAUGUUUGCCCCAAAUCACGAUAAUAGUACGUAUUAUGAACAUCAAAAGGCAAUUGUCACUUUAGUGCGUAUAAUGUAAGUAAACCUAAAAUUGUGCAUGUGUGUACUCAAUGGAGUAGCUAAAUUCGGUUCACUUUUUGCGGUUUUUUUUUGGCACGUAACAUAUCUAAUAGUAUAAAAUCGUUGCUUCAAUCACAUAUAUUAUGUUGGUAAGAGAUCGAUGAUAGUCGAUCUCUCAUCGACCAUCGAUAGACCGCCUUUAAAAAUAUACAUAUUUCAGGGUAUAGAAAAAAAAAGGCAAGAAGUAUUUAAUAUCAAGUACAUUGUGAUACAGAUGUCUGUAAAAUAUAAAAAUAAUUAUUUCGAUAUAAAUAACUUAUUCGUUAACGUUAAUUAGCAGUAUCUAAAUAUUCAUAUGUAAUUUAUAUGAAAAGCUUUGAAGCUGUCAAUUCAAUGUUCCGUUGAAUUAUGUCUAUUGGAUGAAUGUGAACCAGCCUUUCCUCAAUUAUUGUACAGCAUAUUAUUAGAAUAGAACUGAAAUAGAAAAUAAUAUGUGUAAAAUUAAUAUUAUAAUUAAAUAGCGAAUUGGCUUAGCUCUGGUGAAUUUGUCAGACAUUUUCUGACUAGUGUAGGGAUCAUUAAUUUGGGUUUAAAAUAUGAGUUUAUACUAAGGUUGCUAACCGUACUAUAAUAUAUAGUACGCAAAAAUAUUAUAUUUUCAACACUGAAAUCUAACAAACAAAUCUUUCAUUUUGAAACUUUCUAAACAUUAGUUUUCGACAGAUGCAUUAGCGUGUUAUCGUGUUGUUAAACGAUAAAAAUACGAGCUUUUGGUUUCAAUAAUUUAAAAAUUACAUGAGAUAGCAUAUAAUAUGACACUCUUAUUUUAGCCAAAAAACCUAAAAAAAUGCAACAAAUCUAACCAAAUUUAGGAAAUAUGUUAUAAAAAUAAACGUAGUUGUUCACUUAUUCCGUAAAAUACUAUAUAUUCUUAAAAUUUAGGUACCAUAUUUUUUAAAGAUAAAUCUGAAAAUACCUUCUAUAUUUUUCUCAAAAAAUGUUUGCAACCCUAGUUUAUACCAACGCAAAGCAAAUGUACCAUUAAAAAUUUCGGAUGGGGUUCAAAAUAAAUCGGCCAUAGCCCGACAAAUUCACGCGAGUUAUGCCUUUUACCUAAUUUUUGUACUAAAAUGAAAACCACUCGCGAUACUUUUAAACUCAUAAUUACCAUUAAUUAUAGGAAAUUAUGAGAAAUUUCCUAAUGUUUAAUUUGUGUAAUUAUGUAUGUUUUAUUAAUAUUUAUAAAAAAGUCAAACUACCGUCAAAUUUAUACUUCAAAAAGCACUGUUUUGGCUUAAGGCUAUAUAUAAUAUGAUAUAUAAUUUAUCCAAAAUUGUCCAAAAAUACGUAGUAUUUUUUCGUAGUCUAACACAAUUAAUUAUGGUAUUAAAAAAAUAUUCCGUUAAUGCUUAAAGUAGCCACGUUUCGACUAAGUAUUAUUAAAUAGUUUUAUUGUAUGUACUUAAAAUUAUUUAUAAAAGACGCUAUUCUUAAUAAGCUUAGUUAGUUAGAUAUUAUAGAGAGAAUAUACAUAUACUGUAGACCUGUAUUUUUACUAUUUUAUGAUAUUACUGAACUGGAAACUUAAAUGAAAGCUUUAUUAUGGUAACCGUAAAACAAAUCAAACAUUUAAUGAUAAGUUUUCAAGUUAAAUAACACGAAGUAUGUUUACCUGAUACUUUGGUUCCACUGGGAAUUUGGAAUUGGGAUACAGUUUAUUUCAGUUGAAACCUAGAUCUGAUUGUCUACAGUAUUGAAAUCGUAAUUUAGGAUUUCAAAAAUAUUUUGUUCUUAAAAAGAUUUCUACAAAAAAAGAAAUUCUAAAACCUACUAAAAAAAUAAUUUGUUUUUCAAAAUGUGUCUCAUGAGUCAAAAUAUCUCAAUUCUCCAAAUUGUAUUAGGAAUUAUUCUUUACAUUUCAUUGGUAGAGUAUUGAGUACUUUUUUUGGAAUUAAAACCAUGUCACUUGCUAGAUUUUGAAAUUGCAGUCAGGGCUAAAUUAACUUUUUGCUCCUUAAAAAGCUUAGAAUUAUUAAACUAAACUUAGACCAGUCCUAUAGCGGAAAUUUUAUGUGAUAAAAAUUCCUACCUACUUAGUAGGAGUUACGAUACAAAUCAAGGAGCGUUAGGUAAAGGUAUUAUAUUAUUUCAUACAAACAAUUGUAGACUUGAAGAUAGUAUCAACAAAACUUAUUUUUCUGGUGAUUUAGGCCUCAUUUGCACGACAGUUUCGCUGCGGCACUGAUUUUUCUGUACUUUCCUCUGGUGCGGUACGAGGUUCUUUGAAAUCAUACUAAAACUUUAUGUAGUGCGGUACGAGGUCCAUCGACCUCGUAACCCUUGAACACGCCUGACAAACGAGGUCAAUCGACCUCGUAACUCUUGAUCACGCCAGACAAACGAGGUCAAUCGACCUCGUAACUCUUGAACACGCCAGACAAACGAGGUCAAUUGACCUCGUACCGCAGCGAACGUGUUAAAACCCAGCUUUGGCGGGCGUAGCGUAUAGUAUGAAGUUGAAUGGAGGUCUAUUUCCAACGCCCAAAAUUGAAAAUAUUCGAUAAAAUAGCGUAGUGUUUUAAAAACACUGUCAUAUUAACUACUUAUAUACUAUACUUGGGAAUGCAUUUGUUUGUUGUUUUGUUGCAACUCUCGUGCGAAUGAGGGCUUAAGCUUCAGUUACCUGUAGGUAUAUCAUAGGUGUCGAAAUGACGCCAUAAUUCGCUAGUCUGUAUUUACGAUAGCCAUAAAUACCUAUUAUGUAUAAAAUGUAAUAUUAAAAUAUACUUAACAUUUCUCGCUAAAA